AACGAAGUUAGUUCAAACAAAACGAUCUUCACAAAAACUACAAACCCAAAACCACAAAUCAAACCACAAACCACACAGAAAAGAAGAUCUCAAAGAAAGACGCUCUACCCAAACCACAAACACAAAAGCCCCAAAAGAAACUGUCCCCUGCUUCAUACUACUAGGCUUAUAUUGGGCCACAGGCAGGUGGAGGCAAUCAGCGAUUAGGCAGUUAGGUAAUUACCUCCACCUGCACUACCCAGACCAGCGGAGGCUGGGGACGUAACAAGAGGUUGUCAGUCUCCUGGAUUGCCCACCUUGUUACUUUUUUGUUUGACCAUCAUUGUCAUAAUUAUUCUUUUUAAAGCUUUAAUAAAAAUGCAUAUUUUCUCUAAAAUUCAGUCUUUCGCUGUGUUAUUACAUCCUAUUUUCAUGUCUUUUACUUGCUUUAUGCACCUCCUAGACCUGGUCAUCCUGAGGGAUUGCUCCUCCUCCGAUCCCACGGUGACCCCUCUGCAUCAGUCUGACCACCACUUCAUUUCCUUCUCCCUCCCUCUUGCUCCCCUCCCUCCCUCCCCUCCAUCCACUCCUACUGUCAUGGUCUGCUGUAACGUCCGCUCCCUCUCUCCCUCCUCUCUCGCUUCUAGUGUCACUGCCUCACUCCCCCCUCUUGAAUCCUUCUCCAGCCUUCCUACUGACUCUGCAUCCUCCGCUCUGUCUUCCUCGCUCUCCUCAGCACUUUACUCUCUCUGUCCUCUACUCUCCAAGCCGGCACGCUCGUCCCCUCCCAGUCCGUGGAUGUCUGACCCCCUCCGAACCAACCGGGCCAGCCUACGUGCAGCGGAGAGGAAGUGGAGGAAAUCCAUGGCUCAAUCUGACCUGUCUGCCUACCAGUCUCUGCUAGCUGGAUUUUCUACUGCUACCUCCACCAGUCCGGCUUCAGACCUGGCCACUCGACAGAGACCGCACUCCUCUCGGUCAGUGACUCGCUUCACGCCACACAAGCAGCCUCCCGUUCGUCCGUCCUGAUACUCCUAGACCUUUCUGCUGCCUUCGACACAGUCGACCACCCCAUCCUCCUGUCCUCCCUGGUAUGGAGAUCUGUGGCACAGCACUAGACUGGAUCGAGUCCUACCU
Messenger RNA from Anguilla anguilla (European eel), 1116 nucleotides. RefSeq lists its product as uncharacterized. Bases 358 to 1008 code for a protein of 216 amino acids. The transcript has 2 exons. The record is from RefSeq and is a predicted model, not a curated record. NCBI's taxonomy places the organism in Eukaryota, Metazoa, Chordata, Actinopteri, Anguilliformes, Anguillidae.